UUUAUUAGUUGAGCAAGCUGAAGCUGAAAUCAGCGCUGAGCAGCCAGCCGAAGAAGGCGAUGAGCCCAUUAAGAAUGAUUACGGUCUUACCGAGGACGAGAUACUCUUGGCAAAUGCCGCCUCCGAGUCAGCGGAAGCUGAGGCCGCUUUGCAGAGCGCCGCGUUGGUGGUGCGCCUCAAGGAGGGCAUCUCCUCGCUGGGCCGCAUACUCAAGGCCAUCGAGACAUUCCACGGCAGCGUGCAGCAUGUGGAGUCGCGUCAAUCGCGCAUCCAGGGCGUCGAUCACGAUGUGCUCAUCAAGCUGGACAUGACUCGUGGCAAUCUGCUGCAGCUCAUCCGCUCGCUGCGCCAAUCGGGCUCGUUCAGCAGCAUGAAUCUGAUGGCUGAGAACAAUGUGAGCGUGAAGGCUCCGUGGUUCCCCAAGCACGCCUCCGAGCUGGACAACUGCAACCAUUUGAUGACCAAGUAUGAGCCCGAUUUGGACAUGAACCAUCCCGGCUUUGCCGACAAGGUUUAUCGCCAGCGUCGCAAGGAGAUUGCCGAGAUCGCUUUCGCCUUCAAGUAUGGCGAUCCAAUUCCCCACAUCAACUACACCGAGGUGGAGGUCAAGACCUGGCGCUCAGUCUUCAAGACCGUGCAGGAUCUGGCACCCAAGCACGCCUGCGCCGAGUAUCGCUCCACUUUCCAGAAGCUGCAGGACGAGCAGAUCUUCGUCGAUCAUCGUCUGCCACAGCUGCAGGAAAUGUCCGACUUUCUGCGCAAGAACACGGGCUUCACCCUGCGCCCAGCCGCUGGUCUGCUGACCGCUCGCGACUUUUUGGCCUCGCUGGCCUUCCGCAUCUUCCAGAGCACACAGUAUGUGCGUCACGUCAACUCACCAUUCCACACACCCGAGCCUGAUACCAUUCAUGAGCUGUUGGGUCACAUGCCACUGCUGGCCGAUCCAAGCUUUGCACAGUUCUCACAGGAGAUUGGUCUGGCCUCGCUGGGUGCCUCUGAUGAAGAAAUUGAAAAGCUAUCCACGGUCUACUGGUUCACCGUUGAGUUCGGUCUGUGCAAGGAGCAUGGCCAGGUGAAGGCCUAUGGCGCUGGUCUGUUGAGUGCUUAUGGCGAGCUGUUGCACGCCAUUAGCGACAAGUGCGAGCAUCGUUCGUUCGAGCCGGCGGUUACUGCUGUGCAGCCGUAUCAGGAUCAGGAAUAUCAGCCCAUCUAUUAUGUGGCUGAGAGCUUCGAUGACAUGAAGGACAAGUUCCGUCGCUGGGUCAGCACCAUGUCGCGUCCAUUCGAGGUGCGCUUCAAUCCACACACCGAGCGCGUCGAGAUCUUGGACUCGGUGGACAAGCUGGAGACUUUGGUGCAUCAGAUGAAUACAGAAAUCUUGCACUUGACCAAUGCUAUUCAAAAGCUGCGACGCCCCUUCUAGAGCAAUAUACUCAAGCACAAACAUAUAUCUAUAUAUAUUAUUUAUGCGAAUGUCCCCAGCCCCGCUCCCCCGCACUCAUCCUUAUACGAUACGCAGUUACAGGUGCAAAGGUCUCAUUUCAUAUGAAUAUUAAUUUUAAAUUGACAUACCACACGCAUUCAACGUAUCCUGUCAACAAAUUUCAAUUUUCCCAUUUACAUUUUAAUUUGUAGCAUUUUUUGAGUAUUAUUUUCUGAGUAUUUAUUUUUUUCCAAUCACCCUGCCUACCCCACUCUCUCUCUCACGCAAAAUUCCAUGCCUAUCACAAAUAUUGGACCAAAAACAAAGAUGGAAAAACAAGUAAAGCAAAGCUCGUUAGACUUUAAGUGUGAUGUGAAAUAACCAAGAAUCCAAAUCACAUAUAUACUUACACCUAAGUAGAGAUGACAUUGCAUUGCAAAUUGUUUUUGUUUAUUUACUUAAGAAUUUUGGUAUUAUUUCAUUUGGUUUAAAUAGUUACCUAAAAUAUGUUGUGAAGCACUUGAAGUGAAUUUAGGAAGCGAGAACAAACAGGAUUUUCUUACAUUG
Drosophila busckii is the source of this 1990-nucleotide messenger RNA. RefSeq names its product tyrosine 3-monooxygenase (gene ple). Gene Ontology annotation, molecular function: iron ion binding; tyrosine 3-monooxygenase activity. Gene Ontology annotation, biological process: dopamine biosynthetic process from tyrosine. Gene Ontology annotation, cellular component: cytoplasm; axon; perikaryon. Lineage: Eukaryota; Metazoa; Arthropoda; Insecta; Diptera; Drosophilidae. The record is from RefSeq and is a predicted model, not a curated record.